ACUUAGAAGUUUUAAUAUUACUUUUUGUUGAGAAAUCACAUACAAUACUUAUUUGGGAAGCAACUCUUUCGUUAUAAUUUCCUUUUAAAUGUGUUGAAAAAGUUUAUUUUUCGGUGCAGAAAAGUGGUAUUAACAAAGUAAACAAUCAUGUCGGCGUACCACCGAAACCUUCAAUACCUAAAACAACAGUUUUCAGCGUUGCUGCACAAUACGUCGCCUGUUAUAACGCUUAUCUGUUUGGUCACUGGCUUUGGUUACCUACUCUCAUACUCGGAGACUGCUGUGCGGCUGUUGAGCGUGACACCUGGCAAGAUUCUGCCAAAUGCCGAAUUCUGGAUAUGGACGGCGUUUACAUUUUGUUUUAUCGAAAUGCAUUGGUGGGAAGUGCUGGUCGAUGUCGUCACUGUGGGACUAUGUGGCAAGAUGUUGGAACCACUAUGGGGACAAAUAGAAAUGUUCAAGUUUUUCGCUUUGACCAAUUUUGGCGUUUCCAUACUAACCACCAUAUAUUACUUAUUUUACUUCGUGGUAACCGAUAAUCCGAGCAUACUUUUCGACGUGCACAUCCAUGGAUUGGCGGGCUAUGUAGCCGGAAUCUGUGUAGCAGUGCGUCAAAUAAUGCCAGAUCAUUUAAUUUUCAAAACACGUUGGGGAAAACUAACCAACAGAAAUGUGCCCUUAACGGUGUUUGUGGCGUCAAUUAUUGCGUGGGCAAUCAACCUAUUGGAUGGCACAUACCCUACAAUGUUUGGAUCGGGACUAAUUGUGGCAUGGAUCUACUUGCGCUUUUAUCAAUGGCACCCAAACGGACGGGGCGAUAGUUCCGAAAGCUUUACAUUUGCCAGCUUCUUCCCGAGUGUGAUGCAACCAGUGAUAAGUAUUUUGGUGAAUCCCAUCUACAUAUGUUGCUUGAAAUUGAGUGUGGUCAAGACGCCAGCUCCGCCACGUUCAGCUUCCUUAGCAGGUAGUUUGUCAUCCGUCUCCAUACAGAUGCCUGGUGCCGAUGCGCACGAUAUCGAACGACGCAGGCAAAUUGCGCUAAAGGCUUUGAGUGAACGUUUAAAAACCACUGAUGCUGCGCGUCACAAUCAAUUACCCAAAUCGUUCCCUACCGUUACCAGCGGUGGGGGACCAAUGGCAGGGCAUCAACAUCAUCAUAAGCACCAGCAUCAUCACAAUCAACAUCAGCAUCAGCAUCACCAACAUCACGGUCACGGUCAUAGCCAUAGUCACACACAUGACCAUGAUCAUCCGCCAGAACAUGUUAGUGCACAAGCACUAAUAAAUCCCUCGUUCCUUGGACAAACGCAGCAUGGCAGCAGUAAUAUGUCAUCACCCAUAACGACAGCACGCGCAGAGCCACGUAUGAUCAGUACAAUGAGUACGAUAGCGAUACCAAUGCCAGCACCACCGCCGAGAAGUGAUACAACUGCUGGUGCGACAGCAGCAAUGGGUGAUGCGCUAAUCGAUCUGAGUGGAGAAUCUAAGCAGUAGGAAUGUAAAUUAUUAGACGUUAUAACGUAAUUUGGUAUUUUGUUUUACACUGAUAAAUAUCUAUAUAUAUAUAGAUAUAUGUAUACAUAUUUAUGCAAAAGACGCACUACAAACUGAAUGCACACUUAAGCGUAGGUACAUUCAUACAGUUGGUAAAUGUGAAUAUGUUAGAGAGUGGUUCUACUUGUGAAAGCAAAAAAAAACGUAUCGAUAUUGUUUCGAAGAAUACAUUAAAACACUUUAUAGUAGAAAAAUCAAACAGAUGUAUUUAUAAUGACGAGUUUGAAAACAAGCUAAUUUUGAGCACUUGUCUACACAACAUAAAAAUAUCUGUAUGCAUGUAUUUGGUUGCCCUUUCGAUUUGCUUACGACACAUAAGAACUUGAAUGUAAUGAGACAGGAUCAUCCGUGAUAUGUAAUUAUUUUUUUUACUACUCUUUACUGAAAACUAAAAUGGUGUUUGAAAGUAAAAAAGAAAGCCCAAAAAUUCUUUGCAAACGCUCCAUAUUUUGCUCAUACACAUGCUUAGGGAGUUACGGGUGUAUCGAUAUUAGAAUUUUUCUUUUUUUUCAAUUUCUUGAAAGUCCUAAAUUUUUGGUUGUUCCUUAUUGAACAAAUGGAUUAAAUGUUAGAAAAAGUAAAUUUUAGUAAGUUAUUGCUGAACAAUAAACCACAGUUAAACAUUGUAACACGCCUCGAUAGUGAAAGCGCAGCGAAAUGUACAAUUUGUUACAUUUUAGAACCCGAACGUUUUGAAUGAAUGAAUCACAAUAGUGUAUUUAGAGAAUAACGAACUGUGCAGAAAAAUUGUUUUUGACACAAGUACAUUUUCCAUGUUUUCCUGCUUCCAUAAACGCAUUUUUGAUGAACACACAUACACACACACACAGAUGGACACUACACUCACAAUUUAAUAAGUAUUCCGAUUUUAAUUGUAAUAUAUAUUUGAAAAAGUCAACCGGUGCAUUAUUAAAUAUUAAAAGUUCGGCCAACGGACACUUAAAGUUA
Messenger RNA from Anastrepha ludens (Mexican fruit fly), 2502 nucleotides. RefSeq names its product transmembrane protein 115. Gene Ontology annotation, biological process: retrograde vesicle-mediated transport, Golgi to endoplasmic reticulum. The record is from RefSeq and is a predicted model, not a curated record. The transcript is spliced from 3 exons. Bases 148 to 1494 code for a protein of 448 amino acids. NCBI's taxonomy places the organism in Eukaryota, Metazoa, Arthropoda, Insecta, Diptera, Tephritidae. Gene Ontology annotation, cellular component: Golgi apparatus; membrane.